AUGGGUAUUAGCUACCGAAACAGUUAUUUGAUUGUUUCUUCUUCUUCUUCUUCUGCUCCUCCUCCUCCUCAUUCUUCUUCUUCCUCCUCCUUUUCUUCUUCUUCUUCUUCUGAGCCUCCUGUUCUUCUUCUUCAUCUUCCACUUCUCCUCCUCCUCCUCUUCUUCUUCUUCCUCUUCUCCUCCUCCACCUCCUCUUCCUCUGCUUCUUCUUCUCCUCCUCUGCUUCCACCUCCUCCUCCUCCUCUUCUUCUUCUUCUUUGCCUCCUCCUCCCCAUUCUCUUAUUAUUCGUCUUCUUCCUCCUCCUCGUCUUCCUCCUCCUCGUCUUCUUCUUCUUCUUCUUCUUCUUUCUCUUCUCCUCCUCCUCCGCCUCUUCUUCUUCUUCUUUGCCUCCUCCUCCUCAUUCUCUUAUUAUUUGUCUUCUUCCUCCUCAUCUUCUUCUUCUUCUUCUUCUUCUUCUUCUUUUCUUCUUUCUUCUCCUCCUCUGCCUCCUCUUCCCUUCUUCUUCUUCUUCUUCUCUCCCUCUGCUUCCACCUCCUCCUCCUCUUCUUUGCCUCCUCCUCCUCAUUCUCUUAUUAUUUGUCUUCUUCCUCCUCAUCUUCUUCUUCUUCUUCUUCUUCUUCUUCUUUUUCUUCUUCUUCUUUCUCUUCUCCUCCUCUGCCUCCUCUUCCUCCGCUUCUUCUUCUUCUUCUCCUCCUCUGCUUCCACCUCCUCCUCCUCUUCUUUGCCUCCUCCUCCUCAUUAUUUUGUCUUCUUCCUCCUCCUCGUCUUCCUCCUCCUCUCUUCUUCUUCUUCUUCUUUUCUUUUCUCCUCCUUCUCUUCUUCUUCUUCUUUGCCUCCUCCUCCUCAUUCUCUUAUUAUUUGUCUUCUUCCUCCUCAUCUUCUUCUUCUUCUUCUUCUUCUUCUUCUUUUCUUCUUCUUCUUUCUCUUCCUCUUCCCUCCUCUUCCUCCUUCUUCUUCUUCUUCUCCUCCUCUGCUUCCACCUCCUCCUCAUUCUUCUUCCUCCUCCUAUUCUCUUAUUAUUCGUCUUCUUCCUCCUCCUCAUCUUCCCACAACUUCCUACACUUUAUCACUUUCACUUUCAUUUGUACUCCUAUUUUUUCUUUCUCUCUUUCACUUUUUACCUGUUUUUACGGUCUUUCUCCUUCUUUCUCCCAUUUUCCAUUUUUCUCUCUCUUUUAUAA
Acanthosepion pharaonis is the source of this 1182-nucleotide messenger RNA. Lineage: Eukaryota; Metazoa; Mollusca; Cephalopoda; Sepiida; Sepiidae. The record is from the annotation of a GenBank genome assembly.